Aspergillus niger is the source of this 7737-nucleotide messenger RNA. RefSeq lists its product as uncharacterized. Gene Ontology annotation, biological process: cell morphogenesis. The coding region runs from base 1 to 7737 and encodes 2578 amino acids. The transcript is spliced from 8 exons. Gene Ontology annotation, cellular component: cell cortex; site of polarized growth. The record is from RefSeq and is a predicted model, not a curated record. Lineage: Eukaryota; Fungi; Ascomycota; Eurotiomycetes; Eurotiales; Aspergillaceae.
AUGGUCCCCGUGCUCAGAGCCUCUCCGGUCGCGAGCAAAGGCUGGAGCUGCUCCAGCAACAAAGCUCGAGUGACGGCACCUCAAUCUCAGACAACCACCCUAUCCAUUGGUUUCGCCUCCGAUUUAUGUGCGAAAGAUGACCAUGCACUGUUUGCAAACGUCGGACAACAGCAGUACGUGACCCUGUCUUCUAUCGUUUGGUCGGACCUGACGGUGGCUUCACAUCCGUCGAUCAAGGCUGGUCCCAUCCAGCCAACGCCAUUGCCCCUCAUCCCUGACGAUUCGAGCCCUGUGUCGCACCAUAGCUUUUCAACUCCACCAGAACGCCUUGUCACGAGAAGUACGCCAUCGUCCACCGUGCACAGUCGGGAAACUUCCACUGUUCGAGGAGGUGCCGACCUAUCCGCUUUAGCCCCUUCAUCCUCACAACCUCAACACUCUCGGCGCGGCAACUCCCAUUCCAAAAGUCCCGAACCAAGCGCUGGGAGGUCUGGUCUUGGGUACGAUGUCGGCUUGGAGAGGAGACCAUCCAACUCUUACGGUCAUCAUCGAAAUACCUCGAUUGUCCAUGGAAUCCAACACUCCCGAAAUCCCAGUUUCGCUGCCUCUACAACCUCUACAAGCCCUCUCAGCCCCGAAUUGAUCGCUUCGCUCGGCCGUGGUGGCGCUCCCGACCCAGAAGGCACAGGCGCUGUACGAAUGGAGCAGCACGAGGGACACUCGGGCUUCCAGGGCCAAGGGGCCAAUGGAGCGGCUCACAGCCUGCAGGGCACACUAAGCACCAUAGAGGAUCGAGACACGGAUGAUGUCGCUGAUGGGAACCUGGCGGGUACAGCUCACAGGAGAAUGAACUCCAACGGAAAGCCGUGGCAGGAGCGGUCCCAUAGCCGUUCCCACUCGAGGCAUCACUUUGGAGCAGAGUCGAAAACGGUUGGGGAAUACGCUUUGCACCAUCUCUUCAAUUCCGUAAGUGUCUAUACCCGAUUCGCCGAGCUUGACCCGGCUGCUGACAGUGGCCCUAUUGAAGAAGUAUGCGGACCGGGCGUCGAUUCGAAUUUUGAUCAAUUGAUCUCUGCUUUGGGUCAUAUCGCGCGAGAGAAACCCAAGCCUUUGAUUGAUACGAUAAUGCUUUGGCGGAAGGCCAAAGGUGAUGCUGCUAUUGUGGCCAAACAGGCAGCUGGUCAGAAGACUACAUCCGAGAAUGGGUCUCUGAUACGCCGUAACACUGAGCCACCCCAGAUCAUUGCAGAAUCGGCUUCUCAGACUGACUCUGCGUCUCCUGCGACUACACUUUAUUCCCGACACGACGAUGUCAUCUUGGCGGAGCGGCGUGCAACGGUAUCCGUGUACCUGGUUUGCAGGGUUUUGAUUGAGAUAUUCAAUCAGAGCAGUCUCGCUUCGAUCACAUUGGACAUGGCGGACCGCUUAGAGGAUAUAGUCUUCGGUCAACUCAAAACAGUAGAUCCCGAACAGAUCUCAGCUUCUCCCCUUCGCAUGGCAAACUGGAGGAUCUACUCCCAGGUGCUAGGGAUCAUGAGCGAAAAUAACUUCACCAGCGUUACAGGUCGGUUUCUGGCAGAGCUCGAAAAGAUUCAGAAGGAUGAAACACUUCGUGGACCUUCCAGGGAUGGUGACGCCAAAGCCGAACUUUUGAUCCUAGGAAUGAGGCAUAUCCGGAUCAGGACACAACCCGAUGCAUGGGCUCGCUCUUGCGAAUUCCUGCGGUCACUAGCACGACUGUUCGUCCCGUCUGUCACAGAUGCUAACCAAGCCUCGUCAUUGGACUGUGGCUUUUCCUCUCCAUGUGUUGCUCUUGUGCGUGUCGACGAAGGAGAACUUCUCCUCACAGUGGCUUUCACUGAUCCAGUCCCUCCCACCGAGAUUAAAAGACCGGCCAACGAGAGGGCCGGCCCUACAGGCGAUGUGUCGCUUGCUGUGGACCUACUUCUUUCGCUAUUCAGAAUCGCCCACAGCUACCCUGCGACAUAUCUGAGCACAGAAUCGGCCGUUGCAGAACCUCUUAUUCAACUAAUACGGAUGAUUGGCUUUAAGCAUCCCGACGUCUGUUUCCGAAACAUCAUCUUUCAGAUGAUCAGCUCAGAUCUUUUCCUCUCUGGAAAAGAACUAAAGAUCGAACAAAUGGAGCCGGAAAAGAUGGUGAUCGGUAUCAGGUCCUUUCUCGCCAUCAUGACAGACAAUGAGAAUUGUGAUCAGCUUUGCCCGCCCUUUCCCACUGGUUCGCUCCCCAACCCAUUCACCGAUAUGUCCUCUCCAACCUAUCUACACCGUCCUCAGUUCCUGGCCGAUCCCCGGCUGCCAAAUACCCGAGGGAAUAGGGAGGAUGCAGUAUCACGUCCGGUGAACACAGCAAGACUGAAUGACAACGCCAAGGAGUAUUAUUUCCGAUUUUGUGACAUCCUUGGCAAGAUAACACUUUUAUGCGACAACACUUUCGGAGGACAGGCAGCGCUAGAUGAGAAAUUUGGCGGAACAACUCCCAAGACCCCGAUUGCGGAGGCCUUUAGUUUCGGAAGACGGGAUGAUCAUCCUAACAUCCUAGAUCAGCGACAGGGCUUCUACGAUCUUCUUCACGUCGCGGUCCAAGCCCUGCCUCGCUGUCUAUCCGAUCGUAUACCAUUUAAUUCUCUUAUCAAUCUGCUUUGCACUGGCACUGCUCAUGUUCAGACAAACAUAGCGUCCUCAUCUGCCGAGUCUCUGAAAGCAAUCGCGCGGCAAUCUCAUGCUCAGCAGGUGACGAUCGGUUUCGCAAGGUUCAUAUUCAAUUUCGACGCGAGAUAUUCCACCAUGUCAGACGAAGGCAUGCUUGGGCCAGGCCACAUUGAGUCUACAUUGAGAUUGUAUGUCGAGUUGCUGAGGAUCUGGAUCGAGGAAAUCAAGCAGAAGACUAAAGAUGCAGCGGCGGACUCUGGCGAUAAAUCUGGUACUGGGAGCAGGGCUCUGCAACUAGACCUCUCCAGCGUUCUCGCCCAGGUCGAGGAAGUGGAGUCCCAUGGCUUAUUCUUCCUUUGCUCGCAAUCGAGGAGGGUUCGCGCUUUUGCGAUCACCGUGCUCCGCCUUAUUACGGAAUUUGACAGCGCUCUUGGAAAGGAGAAUACGCGGAUCAUCCGGAUCUUGGAGGCCGACUCGCAACAGAUAUUGGAUGUCAAUGACGAACAGCUUACUGUGGCUGAAAGGAGUCGCAUCCAGAAAGGCAAGCGAAGAAGCGCCACUCAAAAUACGCUGAUUGAGCUGUGCAGCAGUGAAGUCUCCUAUGACUCUACACUAUGGUCGAAGACCUGUCCUUUUGCUGUGACGCUGGGCCGUGAGAUCGUGUGUGCACGACUUGUCCUCAUGCACAAGACCAUUACUUCGCUUGCGGAGAGUCCUCAGUAUCCUCAAUACGGUCCAAUCGAUGCCAUUCAGGCUCGAUCAUUCGGCAGGAGUAAUACGACCGCCGAGAUCUUGAUUGAGCAAUGGAAACUGUACUUGGUCAUGGCCUGUACCACCCUCAACAGCGUAGGCGCACAGUCCCAGAGUCAGCUGGCAAACGCUCAGCAUGCACGGAAGGGAUCAAAAGGGUCACAACAAUCGCAGGAUAAAAUAAGCUCCGCCCGAAGCCUCUUUGCUUUUGUGAUCCCGUUGCUAUCAGCCGAGCGUGCUUCAAUUCGGAACGCUAUAGUGAUUGCCUUAGGAUCGAUCAACAAGAACCUAUACCGCACCCUGCUUGAGUCUCUACAGUACGCCGUUACGACUUGCAACGAAGAAGCUAAAGUUCGGAUUGGUACACAUUAUCGUUCUCCGAGCAGCCCAAAGCGCAAUCGCAAGACAGACCGAUUGCGGACCGAAGUCACCCAUGUGUAUAAACUAACGUCACACUUUCUCAAGGAACCCGAAGUAUACAAUGAUGACUGGAUCGUCAACAACCUUGUUACCUAUGCAAAGGACUUGCGGAUAUUCUUGAGUGAUGCCGAGGUGCAGAACGAUUGGGAAUUUCAGCGGCUUCGCUUCCACUACUGCGGGCUUAUGGAGGAGCUCUUCGAGGGCAUCAAUCGUACCAAAGACCCCUCUCGCUGGAUACCUUUCGAAUCAAGAAAAUCUUCCUUCUCUCUUAUGGAGGACUGGUGCGGAUAUUCGCCUAAUCAGUCCCAGAUCUCGCAACGUGAGGAGACGAUGCGGAGGAAUGCCAUCUCACAAAAUCAUGAGGCUGGCGAAUUGCGUAAUACUGCCGCAGCCAUGGAAAUAGAGAAGAAGAACCUGCGCGCAGCAGCCCUCAGUGCAAUGGCAUCCCUUAUCACAACAGAGAGCGGGUCGGUACUCCAAUUCGAUGUGGGCCGAAUGCUUUCUUGGGUUGAUAUCAUCUUCAACACAAUCAGUGACAAGUGGCACGCCAUUGGUAGACGGGCCCUCAAGAAUCUAAUUAUCCACAAUAAGGAGCACUCAUACUUGUUGGAACGGUCCAUCGAGAUGUGCUAUGUCACAGAGCGACCAAAGGCAUUGGAGAGCUACUUUGAAGUCGUCACCGAAGUUCUGAUCGAGCAUACGGAUUACCCGCUUGGGUUUUGGAGAAUCUUGGGUGCCGUACUUGUUACACUUGGUAGCCCGAAACGGGAGAUCAGGAUGAAGUCUGCUAAGCUGCUCCGAAUUUUGGAAGAGCGACAACAGAAGAGUUCAAGAUUACAAGACUUCGACAUCAGCAUUUCCGACAAGACGACCGCCGUCUACAAGCUUGCGCAAUUCGAGACCUCGAAACGUCUGGCGAAGCAACACUCUGACCUGGCCUUCACUCUUUUCUCCGAGUUUUCAUUGCACUUUCGUAACCUGCGGCCGGACAGCCAGCGGAACAUGGUGGCUGCCAUUCUUCCGUGGGUCCAGACAAUGGAGCUUCAAGUCGAUCCAAAUGGCGGCCCAACAGCAAAGUCGUAUAUGCUUCUGGCUAAUUUGUUUGAAAUCACGAUCCGUUGCAGUACUAUUCUUCCAAACGAGGUCCAAGCCCUUUGGCAAGCUCUAGCCACAGGCCCGCACGGUGGCAACGUACAGUUAGUGCUUGACUUCAUCAUCAGCCUCUGUUUGGAACGCAAAGAGCAGAAUUUCGUGGAUUAUGCCAAACAGGUUGUUGUGUUCUUGGCAGGCACGCCAGCUGGCUCCAAGGUGAUUGAAUUCUUCUUGUUGCAAGUCGUGCCUAAGCACAUGGUACAAGAAAGGAAAGAUAUCACGCCAGCGCCACCUGAUAUCAGAAGUCUACCCUAUGUCACAGAUCUCGGAACAGUACUCCCUGUUGGCAACAAGCAAGCUGGCCUUUCCCUGGGCCAAGUCGCGCUGAUUUUCCUCGUUGACUUGAUGGUUGCGCCGGUCACGCUGACUAUGGAUGAUCUGGUCAAAUUACUUCAUGUUGUCCUUAUACUCUGGGACCAUUAUACGCUCACUGUACAAGAACAGGCCAGGGAAAUGCUGGUUCAUCUGAUACACGAGUUGAUCGCUGCAAAGGUGGAAGAUGAUGCGCCCAUCGAAACACGGCAAUCCAUUGAAGACUUUGUGGAAUCAAUUCGUAAGAGCGACCCUAAGGUUGUGUGGGAAUACGAAGACGUCAGUGACAAAGAAGAUGAAGAGGAUGGCAGCCGUGUUCCACCGUCAAUGGCCUCUGUCACUCGCCAAGUAGUCGAUUUCUUCAGCCUUGGAUAUGAAGGGCUGAACGACCUAUGGGCGAAAGAGGCGUUGAACUGGGCGACGUCAUGCCCCGUGCGACAUCUUGCCUGUCGAUCGUUCCAAGUGUUCCGUUGCAUAUCCAUGUCUCUAGACUCCCGAAUGCUGGCUGAUAUGUUGGCUCGUCUAUCGAACACUAUUGCAGACGAAGAGUCGGACUAUCGAACUUUCUCCAUGGAAAUCCUUACGACUCUUAAGAUCAUUAUCAGCUCCUUGGCGCCUACUGACCUGCUGCGGUAUCCUCAACUGUUCUGGACUACAUGUGCGUGCUUGAAUACCAUCCACGAAACGGAAUUUAUUGAGAGCGUUGGCAUGCUUGAGAAAUUCCUGGAUCGUGUCGACAUGAGUGACCCCAUGGUAGUUUCAGAGCUCAUCAAAGGUCAACCGCCAAAGUGGGAAGGCGGCUUUGAUGGUCUCCAAGACUUGAUCUACAAGGGCCUGAAGUCGUCUGAAUCGUUGAAUCGAACACUGGAUAUCCUUCACCGACUAAGUGGCCUUCCAAACAACGAGCUUAUUGGGGAUGGUAACAGGUUGCUAUUUGCCAUAUUAGCCAACCUGUCUCACUUCUUGCGUCAAUUUGACUCCGAUGUUGAUGAUCCCAAGACAUUGGCGCGCGCGACACUUCUGGCAAGGGUCGCUGAAAGUGAACGAUGCCCCCGACUAGCAGCCUCCUUGCUCGGAUUUGCGAAUGGCCAAUACAAGGCGGAGAACGAUUUCCUGAACCAUAUCAUUACAGAGAUUCGGUCAUAUUACUUCCCUCGCCAGGAUGUCCAAAGUCUCAUUUUCCUUAUGGGGUUGCUGACCAAUACGACAAACUGGUUUCGCGUCAAGGUCAUGAAAAUACUAUGCGUGUUGUUACCCGAUAUGGACAUGCGUCGGGGAGAAGUGACGUGUCAUGGGCCUGAUCUGAUCUCUCCUCUCUUGCGACUGCUACAGACGGACCUCUGUCCCCAAGCUUUGCAGGUCAUGGAUUACAUUAUGACCGUCUCGGCCAAUCCAAUGGAAAAGCAUCACAUCCGGAUGAGCAUGGCUUCGUCGUCAUCUUCUCGAGCUAUCCGGAAGGAGUACGAGCGUGUGCAAAGCUUGUAUGGUAUACCCGAACCAACCGGAUGGUCGAUACCAAUGCCUGCGACACAAUCAAGCAUCACACGACAUAAUGUCCAUGCAGUGUUCUACACUUGUGCGGAAGUUGAUCGUAUGGAAGCGCAGGAGACAGCACCCUCUGAGGUGGAAUUCCACGCCGAUGAGUACAAUGAUACUUUUUUCCCAAUGCGGGCGGACACGAUGAAAUCCAUCGAUACGCAAACGGACGGCAACAUGGGAGACAUUGUCCAGAAGCUAGACAGUCUGGAUGAUUUCUUCGAGGAGACCGACCCGGUGCACGCAACGCUGGACCCCAUUUCCGAUUCCACGCUACGGGGCUUCACUGGUACAUUUGCCGAUACCAACGCCAAUCUGUAUGAUCAGCAAACUGCGCCUAUUCUCCGCAAGUCCCUGGCCAGAACCGCCUCAACGUCCUCUUUUCAUAAUGGACUUGCUGAGUCCCGUCCGUCCAAUAUGCGCUUCGACAGCAUGGGAACGCAAUCUCCCGGGACAUUUACGCCUCAAGCUCCGAGCCAGAAUGCACGGCCCGUUUCCCACACGCGCUCCGUUACGUCUCCAGUCAAUCAUCUGUUCACGCCUCCGAAUUCUAGCGUACAUCACAAUACGCCUUUAAUCGGUUUCGAGUCGGCAUUCCUAUCCGAUGACGAGAUAGAGGAUGGCUUGGCUGAUCACAAACAAGCCAUGCCACAUCCUAUCAGUCAAACGCGCAGUGCCACGGACGGGUCCUCGUCGCUUGAAUCCAUGAUUCGCAGCGGUAUGCGACGGCUCACCGGUGGAGCAGCCACCAAUCGGGAAAAAGAGAGACAGCGUGAUCUGGUUCGAGCUCAACAGCGAGCAAUGGCUCAGACGGCCAGCUCCCCGCGAGUGCCCAAGGUUCCUGCCGAGUAUCUGACGGGUCCAACGAGCAACCCAUCUUCCCCAGCACAACAGUAA